Molecule: messenger RNA, 3213 nt
Organism: Ahaetulla prasina
Lineage: Eukaryota; Metazoa; Chordata; Lepidosauria; Squamata; Colubridae
Gene: HRK
Product: harakiri, BCL2 interacting protein
Exons: 2
Coding region: 109-405 (98 amino acids)
Source: RefSeq, a predicted model, not a curated record
GCGGCGAGGAGAGCGGGCGCUGGGCUGGCGAUCGGCGCUGGGCUGGCCGGAGGGAACAGCGGCAGCGGCGGCGGCUGGAGCAGCGUCGCGCCGUCGGCGGGCCCGGCCAUGUGCCCCUGCGCCCUGCCCGGCCGCCCCCCGGCCGGCUGUUUCUGCAGCAGCCACGGCGGCGGCGGCGGCGGAGGCGGCGGAGGCAACAGCAGCAGCAGCAGCCCGGGCAGGGCGCGCGUCUCCGGAGCUCAGCUCACCGCGGCGCGCCUCCAGGCGAUCGGCGAUGAGCUGCAGGCGCGGACGGCGGCGCGGCGGGGGGCCAGGAGCCGACGCGCCUCCGCCGGCACCGGCCUGGCUACUUCCUUGGCGCUCCUGGCCGCCCUGGCCUGGCUGAGCCGCAGGGGACGCAUGUAGGGCGGCCGGAGGCGACGGCCCCUCGACGGGCGGCCGAGCGAGUCAGCGGCAUCCGCGGCAGGCUGAAGGAAGAUCUGGGCCCUUGGGAGUGGUCCCAUUCCGGUAGAUUGCAGGCCUUCGAAGAGCCACCGAGGCGAAUGUUCAGCAGCCAAGAAAUCGGAAGAAGGCGCAUGGAAAGCGAUGCCGGGGAAGGUGUCCCAGCGGCCAAGCCAGUCCGUGUGUGUGUGUGAGAGUGAGCACGCUUUUGUACAGAAGAAGACAGGAGAUGGAGAAGACGGAGAAGGCGACCAAGGCAGAAGGCCACUCCACACCGCCAUUGCACGCGUGCGCGUGUGGUGUGCGUGUAUCUUGUGUACAGCGGAGGCCCAAGUGGCACGGGAGUCGCUGGGUUGUGGGGGUGGGUGGGUGGGUGGGUGGGGGAGCCAUUCCUUGCAGUCGUUUCAGCUGCGGGGCGGGGUUUGCCCACCUCGGUCAUUGAGUGGAAGGGGGGGUCCUCCUUGGAUUGGUCUCCAUGGGAGCCAUUCAACCCUUCCUGCCCGGCACCUGCCAAUCACGGGGGUCAGGAUUUUCACAGCCUUGCAGAGAGGCAGUCUAGGGGCUGGUGCGGGGGGCUGUAUUAUAUAUAUCUCUCUCUCUACAUAGGGGUGGGGUGGGGUGUAUAUGUAUAUAGGUCUCUCUCUUGUCCGAAGGUCCAAAGCUGGACCUUUCUUCACUAUUUUUGAUUCGGAGAGCUGAGCAGGGCUGUCGCUCUGUGGUGCUAUUCUCGCUCUUCGAAACCAAACCAAACCAGGGUUUUUUUUUGUUUUUUGUUUUUUUUGCAUUGUCCUAACCACCUUCUUAGCAUCUUAGCUACUGAAGAGGUGGGUCGGCACAGGGGGGGUUGGAGUGGGAUCUCUGGGCAGUUCAGUCCUGCCUGCCUGCCUAGGAGACGUCGCCUUUGCGCAAACGCAGGUAUCCGGCGAAGGCCCUGAAGACAUUCAUCACCCAAUAUAGGUAGUGCUCGACUUACAACCAUUUGGCUUAGUGACAACGGCACUGAAAACGGUGGCUUACGACCGGUUUUCCACACUUACGACCGUUGCAGCAUCCCCCGCGGCCGUGGGAAUCAAAAUUUGGGCACUUGGCAACUGGCAGGUACUGACGAUGGUUGCACUGUCCCCUGGUCGUUUGAUCACCAUUUUGUAAACCUUCCCAGACGGCUUCCGACAAGCAAAGUCAAUUGGGGGAGGGGGAGGGGAGACGGAUUCAUUUAACGACCGCACAAUUCACUUAACAACUGCAGCGAUUUGCUUAAUAAUUGAGGCGACGGGAAGGCCGGCGAAGCUCACUUAACAACUGCCUCGCUUAGCGACGGAAAAUUUGGGCUCAGUUUAUGGCCGUAAGCCGAGGACUAGCUAUAGCAGGCAGUCCUUGGCUUACAGCAGUUCAUUUAGCGACCGUUCAAAGUUAACAACGGCACGGAAAAAAGUGGGUUACGGCCGUUUUCACACUUACGACCAUUGCAGCCUGUGGUCCGGUGAUCCAAAUUCAGACCUUUUGGCAACUAUUUUACGACGGUUGUGGUGUCCACGUGAUCCUCUUUUUGCGACCCCUCCUGACGAGUCAACGGGGGAAGCCCGAUUCGCUUCCCAACCGUGCGCUUCCCAUUUAACAACGGGGGGCGAGUCACUUUAACAAAAGCGGCAAGAAAAGUCGUCCGAUGGGGCGAAGCUCACAAACUCCUCCGACGUAAACUCUUGAGCUCAAUUGUGGUUGUAAGUCGAGUAGCUACGUGUCUUCAAAAUCAGACCAGAAUAAGGUUUUAGCACUAGGUGAUUUUUAGAAAAAAAUAAAAUGAAAUGAUCCUAGCGCUCCAAAGGGCUUCCUAUUCGAACAUGACUGUAGACGAACAGGCAGACCUAGCUAAUAAUACUGACUUCUAAAAAAAACUGAGCUAUCCAGAUAGAAAUUGACGACCAAAAAUAACGUAACACGCUGGUCUUGUGCCUCCCUCUCUUGUGUUUUGCAGCGCCAGAGGAACAAAUAUUUGCUGAUCGUUGCAAAACAAAACAUCCUUUUCAGUUUCAAAUCUGUAGAUAGUCAAAGGGUGGGGUGGGGUGGGGAGAGCUUUUGAAAGCCGUUUCUCCCCCCCCCCUUCGAUGCAUGGGGAAGAUUACGCUGGAACUUGUAACUGUAGACAUAACGGUGUUCGUUCUUUUCACUUUUCAUUAGCGCAAAGCUGAAAAGUGGGGGGGGAAAACCUCUUAGGGGGUUGAAUGUAUCUCUGCCUCGGCCCCCCCGUUGCUGUGUGAGUUGGAUCCUCAUUCGUGAUUAACAGAACUUUUUUUUAAGCAUGCAAAGAACGCCUAGAGGUCAUGUAGUCCACCAUCCCCCUUCUUCAAAUACAGUGCAAAACGCAACUCCAGUUUCACCCAUACAUUUCGGCCAGCCUCCCGCGAUGAGCAAAAUUGCUUGCUUCUAUUUGAAUUCCUGGCACGGGGAGUCAAAAUCCACUUCCUUGCACGCUCCCACCCUUAAAUCCAAUCUUAUAUUACGGAUUCAUUUGUCUUAAGCCUCUGCCUCUCUGGGGGAGGGGGGGGGCUGGCGAUGCUUAAAAUCUGAAGGUUUUUUGGUUUUUUUUUUUUGAGUUUUAACAAAAGAGAAAGGAAGGGGGAGAAAAAAAAAACUAUUAUUGCAUUGAAUGUACCUAAGAAACCUUCUGCAGCAGAUGGGACUCUUAAGAUAGCUUCUAAAAUCCACCUUCACUCUGAGGAACGUUUCCCCAAGGUGCUAUAGCCUUACAUUUUAAAGAUUUUAUUAAAAAAGAAG